Molecule: messenger RNA, 2601 nt
Organism: Contarinia nasturtii (swede midge)
Lineage: Eukaryota; Metazoa; Arthropoda; Insecta; Diptera; Cecidomyiidae
Product: glucose dehydrogenase [FAD, quinone]-like
Exons: 8
Coding region: 566-2491 (641 amino acids)
Molecular function (GO): oxidoreductase activity, acting on CH-OH group of donors; flavin adenine dinucleotide binding
Source: RefSeq, a predicted model, not a curated record
CGCAUUGCGAAGUACAUUUGAAAUAUCGAAAAAGAUUGCAGCGAUUAGAUUUUUAGUGUAAAAAAAUUUCAAUCAAAAAAUAUCCACUAAAUGUGGUUGGUGCGAGAAAAGUUUCGCUUGCGACUUCUUUUCAUUGUGAAAAAGAUUUCGAAAAAACUUGUGCAUUAUGACAAGAAGAAGUAAAGCAACAUAGUUCCAUAGAAAUCAGACACUUGUUGAAUGAACAGUGAAGGUUGUUUUGUGCGGUGAAUGAUUUCGGCACGUUUUUAUGCAGAUUAGAUUUAAAACAUUUUCGCAAAGAAGUUAUUUUAAAUGUGCGAAAGAACAAGAAAGAACAAAACUAAAAACAAAGAAUAAAAUCAAUGUGCUAGCAGGUGAAAAUCGUUUAAGAAAUUGAUUUUUAAAUAAAGCAAAAGAAGGUGAAAAACCAGAACAACGACUGAAUAACGAAGGAUUUUGCAUACUUCUUGAUUCGAAAAAAAUAUUUAUUCUGUGCAUUAAUCUUGAUCUCAAAAAAUUAAUUGUGUUGAAAAAAAGUGAUAAAAAAAUAUCCAAAAACAGCGUCAUGAUUCGGUGGAUAUGUGUUAUAUUCCUUCUGAUUAAAUUCAAUCAAUGGACAGCGAAUGGAUUUCUUUUUACGCCGAAAUUUCAAAUAUUUCUCAAUCAAAUGCGUGAAUCUGGUGCGCAUAAAGAAUUCGUCGUCACAUGGGACUUUAAUAAACAUAACGGAUUCAGCUAUACAAAAAAUCAAUAUGGUUUGAAUCCAACGCUGUUGGAAUACGAUUUCAUUGUGGUGGGUUCAGGACCAGCUGGUUGUGUGCUGGCAAAUCGAUUAUCGGAAAAUCCAAAUUGGAAAGUUCUUUUGCUGGAAGCCGGUAAACCACAAACAUUUGGCCAUUAUAUUCCAUCGAUUGCAGCAUAUUUUCAAUCAACCGAAUCAAAUUGGAACUAUGUGGCCGAACCGAGUAAAAACUUUUGUUGGGGAAUGGACGGACAGCGAUGUGCAUUACCGCGUGGCAAAGCGCUUGGCGGUUCAUCGGUAAUAAAUUAUAUGAUUUACAAUCGUGGAAAUCCGAGAGACUUUGACGAUUGGGUUCGGCUUGGAAAUGAAGGAUGGUCGUAUGCCGAAGUGUUACCAUAUUUCUUAAAAUCAGAACGUGCCAAUUUACGUGGCAAAGAAAAUUCAUCAUAUCACAAUCGAUACGGUUCAUUGAGUGUCGAAGAUGUGCCAUGGCGUAGUAAAAUUGUACGUGCAUUUGUAAAGGGCUCGAAGCAAGUUGGACAUCGUGAAGUUGAUUACAAUAGUAACGAACAAAUUGGCGUUUCAUAUGUGCAAUCAAACACGUUGAAAGGUCGACGACACAGUGCGGCUACCGCAUUUAUCGAUCCAAUCAUGUUCAAACGACCAAAUUUGCAUAUACUAUUGGAAGCCCGUGUAACGAAAGUUCUAAUCGAUCCGACGACAAGAAAAGCCUACGGUGUUGAAUAUGCAAAGAACAAACGAAAAUAUCAAGUGACUGCAUUGAAAGAGGUUAUUUUAUCGGCUGGCUCAUUUAACUCGCCACAAUUGUUAAUGCUCUCAGGAAUCGGACCGGCGGAGGAAUUACAACGUGUUGGUAUUCCGGUGCUUCAAGAUUUGCCAGGCGUUGGUAGAAAUAUGUACGAUCAUAUGAGUCAUUUUGGGCCGACAUUCAUUGUAAAUACAACCGAUGAAUCUCUAUCAGUCGCUCGUAUGGGAUUAUAUGACAUGAAACAAUAUCUGUACGGCCAAGGAUUUUUGACGUCAAUUGGCGGUGUUGAAGCAUUGAAUUUUAUUAAAACACCAAACUCACGUGAUCCACUUGAUUUGCCUGAUGCCGAGCUGAUUUUCGUUAGCGGAAGUUUGGCAUCAGAUCAAGGUAGUGGCCUUCGAAAGGGUAUGCGAAUCACACAAGAAGUAUACGAUACCGUUUUUCGUCCGCUUGAUCGGCCCGAUAUUGAUCAUUGGUCGGUGUUGGUGAUGGGUUUUCAUCCAAAAUCACGUGGCUAUAUGGAAUUGAAAGAUAACAAUCCAUUCCAUUGGCCGCGCAUUUAUCCAAACUAUUUUGACAAUCCCGAUGAUGUGGAAACCAUAUUGGGCGGCAUUAAGGAAUCAAUUCGUAUUGCCAAUUCACCGGCCAUGCAGAAGCUCGGCGCUCGUCUUCAUGAUAUUCCGUUGCCACAAUGUCGUCAUUUGCAUUUUGGCAGUGAUGACUAUUGGCGCUGUUCGAUUCGUACACUCUCGUGCACGCUGCAUCAUCAAGUGAAUUCGUGCCGAAUGGGACCGGCCACCGAUCCGACAGCCGUUGUUGAUAACAAAUUACGUGUUUAUGGUGUGAAACGAUUGCGAGUGGCCGAUUGCUCGAUUGUUCCGCAACCAAUUACAGCACAUACGAAUGCAGUCAGUUUUAUGAUUGGAGAGAAAUUAGCCGAUAUAUUGAAGGCCAAGUGGUUGCGACAAAAACCACAAUGAUAGAAUAAAGAAAAUAUCAAAAACAUCAACACCAUUUCAGAAUUUUAGCGUUAUUUAUUUAUUCUAUUCGAUAGACUGUAUCAAAUAUACAUAUAUUUCUCUAGAUUUAA